Trichoderma harzianum CBS 226.95 is the source of this 1788-nucleotide messenger RNA. RefSeq lists its product as hypothetical. The transcript is spliced from 2 exons. The record is from RefSeq and is a predicted model, not a curated record. Gene Ontology annotation, molecular function: protein serine/threonine phosphatase activity; cation binding. Gene Ontology annotation, biological process: protein dephosphorylation. Lineage: Eukaryota; Fungi; Ascomycota; Sordariomycetes; Hypocreales; Hypocreaceae. The coding region runs from base 1 to 1788 and encodes 595 amino acids.
AUGAUGCUAGUCGGCUUAGAAGCAAGACCACAGUCAACCGUCGACAGCCAUAUUUGGCCGCAAGAGCACGCGCGACGCUGCAUCCUGUACUGCCUUGGCGAUGCGGAGCCCGCGGGAUAUGCCCAGCUGGCUGCUGGACGAGACUUCCACACGUAUUUCAUCACCCAUCUUCCGUCUUCCUCCCUACAUCCAGACUCCGGGCGAUUUCAUGGGCCGGGCCACAAGCUGCCGCGCGAGGCCUCGGAGCCGCAUACCCCCAGCCCCGGAUCUGCGCCAGCUGUGUCGAUACCAAACAUGCCCAGUCGAGACAUGACAGUUGUGCGAAUCCCCUUGAAGCGAGCCAAGCACCACUUUGGCACUGCCACUGCCCGGGGAAAUCGACCAUACAAUGAAGACGCAGACCAGGCAGGGAUAGUGAACAUGCCUGCGUUUGCAAAGAGGGCACCGACAAGCGUGAAACAGAAGCCAGGAGAGCCAACAGUGGCGGGCACCGCCCUUGGAGACCCCCAGAUAUUCUACUUUGGGGUUUUCGAUGGGCACGGGGGAGCUCAAUGUUCCCAUUUUCUGCGUGAUGAGCUACACGGGUAUAUUGAAGAAGCAGCGGCGGAGUUUGGCUUGCAGAGCAGCUUGCGCAAAAAGAACCCUUGGGAGGUCUCCAGCCGGCUGGUGACUCGCAAACAAGCUCUUAAUGAUGUAGACAUGAAGAGACCUAAUGAGGUGAAGGAGGAUAUCAAGCUUCCAACUCGCGAUGGUGACGAAGGAGUUGUCAAAGCCCCGCGCCAUGGAGAUCCUCUUCCUAGUGCCAAGUCCGAGCCGGUUGAGGUAUCAGAUUAUAAAAAGGCCACCAGCCUGAAGAAGGACCUUGUGCAGGACUAUAGGGCCUCGAUUGGAGGAUACUUUCGCCGUUUUCAACCAGAACACUUUAAUCACGCCGAUGACGGUGACAGCGGCACUAUCUCGAUUGAAGAAGCCCUCGAGUACGCCUUUCUCCGCGCUGACUUGGAUUUCGUUGCCGCCCAGGCUCGAAAAGCCGACCCGGAUGACUCGAGAGUUAGCGACAGGCCCGUGAACAACGACGAGAUAUUGGGUCAGCCUCACGCUACUCCCUCAGGUCACUCUAUUGGUGGCACUACGCGGUUCAAGGGGGGCUCUACUGCAUCGAUUGUGCUCAUCUCAACGCCUACCCCCGCUCCCUUUUGGCAUCCUGGUGCGCAUUCUUCGAUCAUUGUGGCGCAUGUGGGCGAUACCCGUGUGCUCCUGUGUGAUACUGCGACCGGUCUCGCCCAACCCCUGACUUCGGAUCACCAUCCCACCACACCAGGUGAGAGCAGACGUUUACGUAGGUACGCUCCGGCUGGCUCCAUGGUUUCUAACGAUAGCUUCGGAGAGGAACGUAUUGCAGGGCUAGCCAACAGCCGGGCUUUCGGCGACAUCAAGAGCAAGCGCAUAGGCGUCUCUGCAGAGCCGGAAAUCACCAGGGUAGAGCUUGGACCCGCUCAGUACUCCUUCAUAGUCCUCAUGAGCGACGGUGUCUCUGGCACGCUGAGCGACCAAGAGAUUGUGGACGUCAUCAAAGAGGCUAAGACCCCCGAGGAGGGCGCGCGCCGCGUUGUUGACUACGCAACGGAAGUUUCUGACGACGGCGACAAUGCGACGUGCCAGGUCGUGCGGCUAGGGGGCUGGGAGCGUCGUUCUGAAGGUGGCCUGGGCAGUCUGGGGACCAAGGAGUUCAGAGAUGCUCGACGUGCGGAGGCGCAAGACCCACGACGACGACGUGGGAAGCUGUAA